Messenger RNA from Prionailurus viverrinus (fishing cat), 1412 nucleotides. It is a transcript of the gene MAGEH1, whose product is annotated as MAGE family member H1. Gene Ontology annotation, biological process: negative regulation of transcription by RNA polymerase II. The transcript has a single exon. The record is from RefSeq and is a predicted model, not a curated record. NCBI's taxonomy places the organism in Eukaryota, Metazoa, Chordata, Mammalia, Carnivora, Felidae. Gene Ontology annotation, cellular component: nucleus. The coding region runs from base 243 to 902 and encodes 219 amino acids.
GUCAAUUUUGCCUAGCGUUCUGGCUCUUGCAGCGGGAGUGAAUGCAGGCGGCUGUUGCUUGCGCAUUUUUGUUUCCCUGGGAGUGAGCUUUGUCGCUGAGAAAAUCUGGCUUGUUGCUACAAAGACUAUUGACAUUGGUGGUUUCAGCAGCGGCCGCUUAAGGUAGAGAUAGUUGCUUUCUGCAGAAGUUGCAGGCAUCAUUCCCUAGAAUUGCAAUAGGCUCGGCGCCCAUAGUGGGAGACAUGCCUCGGGGUCGGAAGAGUCGGCGCCGCCGUAACGCAAGAGCCGCGGAAGAGAACCGCAACAAUCGUAAGAUCCAGGCCUCAGAAGCUUCUGAGACCCCGAUGGCCUCUUCUCUGGCCCCAGGCACCCCGGAGGACGACCAGAGUGGCCCUGAGGAAGACCCUAGCACUCCGGAGGAGGCCUCCACUACACCUGAGGAAGCCUCCAGCACUGCUCAAGUACAAAAGCCUUCCGUAGCCCGGAGCAAUUUUCAAGGCACCAAGAAAAGUCUCCUGAUGUCCAUAUUAGCCCUCAUCUUCAUCAUGGGCAACAGCGCCAAGGAGGCCCUGGUCUGGAAAGUGCUUGGGAAGUUGGGGAUGCAGCCUGGCCGGCAGCACAGCAUCUUUGGAGAUCCAAAGAAGGUCGUCACAGAGGAGUUUGUGCGCAGAGGGUACCUGAUUUAUAAGCCGGUGCCACGUAGCAGUCCCGUGGAGUAUGAGUUCUUCUGGGGACCUAGAGCACAUGUGGAAUCGAGCAAGCUGAAAGUCAUGCAUUUUGUGGCAAGGGUGCGUAACCGAUGCUCCAAGGACUGGCCAUGUAAUUAUGAUUGGGAUUCCGAUGAUGAUGCAGAAGUUGAGGCUAUCCUUAAUUCAGGUGCUAGGGGUUACACUGCACCUUAGGGAAAUCUGAAGCAGACACUUGAGGGGGUUGGAAACAGCAUCAGAGGUACCCAAAGGAGUAGAUUAGCUGGGUGCUGAGUUGAACAUGAUGGGAAAAGGGAGACAUUUGGUAUUUGUGAUCAGUGCUAAUUGUUAACUGCAAAAUAUUGUACAAUUGUAUACGUCUUAAUAUAGUGCUGAUGAAGGUCAUAAUAUGAUUAAAAAGAUGAUUACAGAAAGGAUAUGUUUUUUCUUUUUGUCUGUCAUUGAGACUUAGUAUAACAGAUUUGCUACCCUUAUAAAAUGAGUCCAUUAUAUUCUGUGAUCUGGUACAUAUUUUACAUCAUUGAAAUAGGUAAUUCUGAAAAGUUUGAAAUAAACCGGUUUGUGAGAGAAGGAUGGGGAAAUUCUUUUAUGUCUGCCCUUUCUGAAACCUUUGUGUCUACUGUUGUAUAAAGAAAACUGACAACUACCAUGAAUUUCCUUAGCUACUGCACAAUAUAGAAAAAAAUAAAACUAUAAUGAUGAGGA